Molecule: messenger RNA, 1252 nt
Organism: Cicer arietinum (chickpea)
Lineage: Eukaryota; Viridiplantae; Streptophyta; Magnoliopsida; Fabales; Fabaceae
Source: RefSeq, a predicted model, not a curated record
UUUUCAAGACUCAACCAAUUGAAACGUCGUCGCUUUUGAGAGUUAAGAGUAGACAACGCUUCUUUUAUUCCGUUCAAACGCUGUUCUAUUUAAACUCUCAUUCUCCAUAUAUUCUCUACACUCUCCAUUUUCCGUUAACUUCUAUCUUUUUGUAUUUCAUUUCUGGAUCUGCAUCCAUUGUAGUCCUUCAAAUUUUGCAGAGUUAAAGUAGUGAGUGAAGUCACAAUGGAAAACGGCCAUAAGUUCCAGGAAGUUUCCAAGCCUAAAUAUGAUUGUCUAUUGUUUGAUGUUGAUGAUACCCUUUAUCCUCUGAGUUCUGGAAUAUCAGCGAAUACAGCAAAAAAUAUUGAAGAGUAUAUGCUUCAAAAGCUUGGAAUGGAGGCUGCUACAGUUCCUGAAUUGUGCUAUUCAUUAUACAAGACUUAUGGGACAACAAUGGCUGGUCUUAGGGCAAUUGGCUAUGACUUUAACUACAAUGACUUCCAUAGUUUUGUUCAUGGGAGAUUGCCAUAUAAUUUACUGAAACCGGACCCCAUUCUCAGGGGCAUUUUGCUAAGUCUGCCUAUUAGGAAAGUGGUUUUUACCAAUGCGGACACGGGGCAUGCAAUUAGGGUGCUUCAAAGGCUUGGACUGGAGGACUGUUUUGAAAGAAUAAUAAGCUUUGAUACUCUGAAUUCCGUUGACAAUCCUCCUAAUGACAAAGAUGGCAGUGCAAUUUUCGAUUUCUGUAAGUACACACGCCAGCCUGAUUCUGAUAUGGUGCUUCCAAAGACACCUGUUGUAUGCAAACCCUUUGAAGAUGCAUUUGAAAAGGCUUUCAAGUUGGCUGACAUUGACCCUCAAAGAACAUUGUUCUUUGAUGACAGUCUCCGCAAUUUACUGACAGCUAAACGUUUAGGCCUCCAUACAGUUGCGGUGGGUACAUCUGUGCGUAGUACAGGUGUGGAUCAUGCAUUAGCGAGUAUCCAUAAUAUCAGAGAGGCAUUUCCAGAGCUAUGGGAAGCCGAUGAGAAGCAUGAAGUUGUGAACUAUAAGGUUGCAAUUGAAACAUCAGUAGAAGCAUAGCUCAAAAGUUUACCUACUAUGAUUUGUUUGUGGUGUCUUUAGUAUGUUGCCACCUAUGUAAUUGUUAUUACUUAUUACAUUUGAAAAUGAAUCUUUUUAUUCAUAGUUCGAUCUACGACACCUUGAAAACAAUGCGAUUUUGCACCCUAUCUAUCUCUUCUAUUUAUGUUAAUAAUGAUUUAAACAA